GCCAUCAUCAGCAUCAACUUCCACCUCUUGAUCUUUCUCUCUCCCUUCCCUUGCUCACUUUCCUUCCCCCCUCCCUAGACAGACCUCAUUACACCAUCGCUUUGUCCGAUUACGGCAUUCGCAACUCGUCCGCCUUCUGCCGACCUACAUAUACCCAUCUCAAUCACCCUUCCUUUCGUUUCGAACCCCACUAUCGAUUUCAAUCUCUGGCCCGCUCCGUCAACAUUUCCGACACGCCCUGCUGCCCUUUCUCCCCUUCCCCAACCUAAUCGGGUACAUCAAACAAUCCUGGAUUAAUGGUCAACUCCGUCAGCCCUGCGUCCUAGUCAGCUGCCUCUCUCCUCUGGUCGCCGUCACCUCGUCUACCCCGCACCCUGGCUCCCCCUCUCUUAACCGCGGAGGGCUCCUCUCGUGCCCGCAUUCGACCGGUUUGCGAAAAUCACCCCGGAUGACCCAACAACGCAAGACCAUCGCCGUCGUGAACGCGACCGGCCGCCAGGCCGCCUCGCUCAUCCGCGUCGCCUCCGCCGUCGGUCACAACGUGCGCGCUCAGAUCCACUCCCUCAAGGGCAUCAUCGCCGAGGAGCUCGAAUCCCUCCCCAAUGUCACCCUCUUCCAGGGUCCGCUGCUGGGCAAUGUCGCCAUGAUGGAUGCCCUCUUCGACGGCGCCAACCUGGCCUUCAUCAACACGACCUCCCAGGCCGGUGACGAGAUCGCUAUCGGAUGCGCCCUCGCCGACGCCGCGAAACGCGCCGGCUCCAUCCAGCACUUUAUCUACAGCAGCAUGCCCGACCACUCCGUUCAUGGCCCCUGGCUCCCUGUGCCGCUCUGGGCGCCCAAGUUUACCGUCGAGAAUUAUAUCCGUCAGCUGGGUCUGCCUGCUACUUUUGUCUACGCCGGGAUCUACAACAACAACUUCACCAGUCUGCCCUACCCCCUGUUCCAGAUGGAGCUGCUGGAGGAUGGCAGUUUCGAGUGGCACGCUCCGUUUGACCCGGAAACACCGCUGCCGUGGCUCGACGCCGAGCACGACGUGGGACCGACCCUAUUACAGAUCUUCAAAGACGGGCCGCAAAUCUGGCACGGACAUCGAAUCGCCCUCACAUUCGAAACCCUCACCCCCAACCAAGUCUGCGCAGCCUUCUCCCGCGCCCUCAACCGCCCGUGCCGGUACCUCCACGUCCCCAAGAUCGAAAUCAAAGUGAACAUCCCCACCGGCUACCGGGAGCAGCUAGAAGCACUAGAGGAGGUAUUCGGGCGCUGCAACGCGCCCUACUUCCCGCAGCCCGAAUUCUCCCGGCCGGCAGCGGGGUCGCCCAAGGGUCUGGGGCCCGCCAAUGGCAAGGGUGCCGGAGCCGGGAUGAUGCAAGGGCCUGGCGGGGUGAUCUCACUGCGCGUUACCGACGAAGCGCGCCAUCUGUGGCAGGGUUGGCGCGAUAUGGAGGAGUAUGCGCGGGAGGUGUUUCCUGUGGAGGAGGAGGCCAAUGGGUUGGAUUGGAUGUUGUAGGGUGUUUUUACGUCCUGGUUUUAAACUGGGUUUAAUGCAUUGCUGGCGAAUGGUUUUCUACUUGUGGUUUGAGUUGAAAAAAAAAAAUGAGGGGAAAUGCGAAAAGC
Aspergillus candidus is the source of this 1614-nucleotide messenger RNA. Its product is annotated as NmrA family NAD(P)-binding protein. The transcript is spliced from 2 exons. Bases 449 to 1507 code for a protein of 352 amino acids. Lineage: Eukaryota; Fungi; Ascomycota; Eurotiomycetes; Eurotiales; Aspergillaceae. The record is from RefSeq and is a predicted model, not a curated record.